This is a messenger RNA of Mesorhabditis spiculigera, 630 nucleotides long. NCBI's taxonomy places the organism in Eukaryota, Metazoa, Nematoda, Chromadorea, Rhabditida, Rhabditidae. The record is from the annotation of a GenBank genome assembly.
AUGGCAUGCGUCGAUUGCAAAAAAUUUAUCGCGAACAAGCGUCGGCUGGGACUUUACGGAGGCGAGAAAGAAGGCGUCGUCAAAGUAUCGCAGGACUAUUCUACAUUCUUGACCGAUCCUGCACUCAUCGUACAUGUGUGUGAUGCCGACAAGCUGUAUACUUUGUUGGCAAUCAUCAAUGAUGCCCCUUAUCCGUUACUUCAUGCGGUCACGCGAUGCAAAAAGCGCGCAACUUACCAGAAAAUCUUUACUGUUCUGAAAAACUCGGCAAAUUUGGUUCCAGGAAACCUGCAGAAAUUGCGCUCCAUCCGAUUUCUGAUCGACUUUGAAGAAGCGGUCAAAUGUGAACUAGAAAGCGUAUUGCGGGUAGAAGUACGCGGAUGCCUUUUCCACACGAGCCAGGCGAUCAAUAGGAAUGCGAAAAAAAUAUUCAAGCAUUUUCUCAACGAGAGGCGAGUUUCGCAGUGGGUAGGCCGGGCUCGAGCAGCUUGUUUCUUACCCCCGCACAUCAUCGAGGCGUUAGGGUGCUUCGAGAUUCCGUACGCCAUCACCCCUGGCGAAGUGACAUUGCAUGCGGCUGCAGCGAGAUUUACGGAUUACCUCAGGAACACAUGGCUGAUUCGUUUCAGG